Molecule: messenger RNA, 4048 nt
Organism: Suricata suricatta (meerkat)
Lineage: Eukaryota; Metazoa; Chordata; Mammalia; Carnivora; Herpestidae
Gene: ADAMTSL4
Product: ADAMTS like 4
Exons: 17
Coding region: 121-3327 (1068 amino acids)
Biological process (GO): extracellular matrix organization
Cellular component (GO): extracellular matrix
Molecular function (GO): metalloendopeptidase activity
Source: RefSeq, a predicted model, not a curated record
CCAGAGAGUAACCACCAGGUUUCUGUCCCUGCAGAGCGCGCCCCCUCCACGCCCAGAUGCCCGCGUAGUGCGUUGACUUCCGGUCCCCUCUCUCGGGCCUGGAGCUUCGCCGGAGGAGCGAUGGAGACGUGGGCGGGCAGGCCCCAGUUGUGCCUGGUGCUGCUUCUGUCCCUCCCGGAGCUCUGCCUGGAUCAGGAAGUGUUGUCUGGACACUCUAUUCAGACACCCCCUGAGGAGGGCCAGGGCCCUGAGGGCAUUUGGGGCCCUUGGGCCCUGUGGGCCUCUUGCUCCCAGCCCUGUGGAGUUGGGGUGCAGCGCAGGAGUCGGACAUGUCAACUCCCAACCGCUCAACUCCACCAGGGCCUGCCCUUUCCACCCCGGCCCCCAAGACAUCCGGAAGUCCUUCUCCCCCUGGGUCAGGGCUCCAGACCCCAGACUUCCCGAGAAACCCUCCCCCUGUACAGGCCACAGCCUCGGGACAGGGGUGGCCCCCUUCGAGGUCCUGCUUCCCAGUUAGGGAGAGCAGAGGCCCAGGAGAUUCUAGGAGCUCGGAGAUCGCGAGUUCGAGAGCCCAUCAAGCCAGGGAUGUUUGGUUACGGGAGAGUGCCCUUUGCUUUGCCGCUCCAUCGGAACCGCAGGCAUCCUGGGAGGCUGCUCAGAGCCGAGCUACCCCACACCUCAUAUCUUCCACCCCCAACUCCAAGAACGGAGGCAUCUUCCACAAACCACACGGCUCAGACUCUACUCCCGCCUACAGAACUAUCUGCUCGCCCCCUGUCCCCACCAGCAGAGCCCCCAAGCCCCCAAACUGCUCAGACAGAGGUGCCCUCUAGAACCAAGCCUGCCCCCACAUGGCCACACCACAGAGCCUCUGGCACAGACAUCCCCCUGUCCAUCCCCUCCCCAGGAGAAAGUAGCUCUUUCCACGUGUCCCCUCAGCCAAGAAUGCCAAGUUCCCAGGGUUGGGCCAGUCCCCAAGGGGCCGAGAAGCACCCAAAUCCUUUCCUUUCUGUCCCUCGGGGCAGAGGUCACCAGAGCCAGGAGCACUGGAGACCCCGGGGGAAUCUUCAUGGGUCCCUUGUGGAGUCUGUCCCUCACUACCCAGAUGGCUGGCUGCCUCUGCUGAGUGCUGGCCCCCACACCAGUUCCCUCUGGAGCCUCUUUGCUCCCAGCAGCCCUGUCCCAAGAUGCUCUGGGGAGAGCGAGCAGCUGAGAGCCUGCAGCCAAGAGCCCUGCCCCCCUGAGCAGCCAGACCCCCGGGCCCUGCAGUGCGCAGCCUUUGACUCCCAGGAGUUCAUGGGCCAGCUAUACCAAUGGGAGCCCUUCACAGAAGUCCAGGGCUCCCAACGCUGCGAGCUGAACUGCCGGCCCCGUGGCUUCCGCUUCUAUGUCCGUCACACCGAAAAGGUCCAGGAUGGGACCCUGUGUCAGCCUGGAGCCCUGGACAUCUGUGUGGCCGGACGCUGUCUGAGCCCCGGCUGCGAUGGGAUCCUUGGCUCUGGCAGGCGUCUGGAUGGCUGUGGGGUCUGUGGGGGUGAUGAGUCCACCUGCCGCCUCAUCUCGGGGAACCUCACUGGCCAAGGGGGCCCCCUGGGCUAUCAGAAGAUCCUGUCGAUUCCUGCUGGAGCCUCCCAGCUCCAGAUCGCCCAGCUCCAGCCCAGCUCCAACUACCUCGCCCUUCGAGGCCCUGGGGGCCAGUCCAUCAUCAAUGGAAACUGGGCUGUGGACCCCCCUGGGUCCUACACGGCCAGUGGAACUGUCUUCCUGUACAACCGUCCUUCUCGAGAGGAGGGCAAGGGGGAGAGUCUGUCGGCCCUAGGCCCCACCACCCAGCCUGUGGAUGUCUACGUGAUCUUUCAGGAGGAAAACCCAGGCAUUUUUUAUCAGUAUGUUAUCUCUUUGCCGCUCCCAAACCCUGAGAGCACCACCCCAGAGCCUCUCCUCCCCCAACUCCAGCAGGAGAUUUUGAGGGUAGAGCCCCCACCUGCUCCAGUGCCCCGCUCCGCCCGGACCCCAGGCACCCUCCAGCGUCAGGUGCGGAUCCCCCAGAUGCAUGCUCCACCCCAUCCCCGGACACCCCUGGGGUCUCCGACUGGAUACUGGAAACGAGUGGGACACUCAGAAUGCUCAGCAUCCUGUGGAAAAGGUGUUUGGCGCCCCAUUUUCCUCUGUGUUUCUCGUGAGUCAGGCGAGGAACUGGAUGAGGACAGCUGUGCAGUGGGAGCCAGGCCCCCGGCCCCCCCAGAGCCCUGCCACGGUCCCCCGUGCCCCCCCUACUGGGAGGCUGGGGAGUGGACCUCCUGCAGCCGCUCCUGCGGGCCUGGCACCCAGCACCGCCAGCUCCGCUGCCGGCAGGAGUUUGGGGGUGGGGGCUCCUCGGUGCCCCCGGAGCGCUGUGGACACCUCCCCCGGCCCAACGUCACCCAGCCCUGCCAGCUGCGCCUCUGUGGCCAUUGGGAGGUGCGCUCUCCCUGGAGCCAGUGCUCCGUGCGGUGUGGGCGCGGCCAGAGGAGUCGGCGAGUUCGCUGUGUGGGCAACAACGGUGACGAAGUGAGCGAGAGGGAGUGUGCGUCGGGCCCCCCACGGCCCUCCAGCAGGGAGGCCUGUGACAUGGGGCCCUGUACUACAGCCUGGUUUCACAGCGACUGGAGCUCCAAGUGCUCUGCUGAGUGUGGGACAGGAAUCCAGCGACGGUCCGUAGUCUGCCUUGGGAGUGGGGAGGCCCAUGGGUUGAGCCAGGAGGAAGCCAGAGUAGGUACAAGUGAGCAGACCUGUGCGCCGGGAGGCCGCCCCCCUGACAUGCGAGCCUGCAGCCUGGGACCCUGCAAGAUGACAUGGUGCUGGUACACAGGGCCCUGGGCUGAGUGCUCCUCAGACUGUGGCUCUGGCACCCAGCGCAGAGAUGUCAUCUGUGUGUCCAAACUGGGUACGGAGUUCCACGUGGCCUCUCCCAGCAACUGUUCCCACCUGCCCAGGCCCCCCGCCCUGCAGCCCUGUCAGGGGCAGGACUGCCAGGACCGGUGGUUUUCUACACCCUGGAGUCCGUGUUCUCACUCCUGCCAGGGGGGUGUGCAGACCAGGGAGGUCCAGUGCUUGACCGCCAACCAGACCCUCAGUGUCCGAUGCCCUCCUCACCUGCGACCAUCCAGGAAACGACCCUGUAACAGCCAACCCUGCAGCCAACGCCCCGAUGAUCAGUGCAAGGACAGCUCUCCACACUGCCCCCUGGUGGUACAGGCCCGGCUCUGCGUCUACCCCUACUACACAGCCACCUGUUGCCGCUCUUGUGCCCAUGUUCUGGAGCGUUCUCCCCUAGAGCCCGCCUGAAAGGAGCCCAAGGGACCCUCUCUUCAUGGUUUCCUCAUGCCACCAUCAGCCCCUCAUCCAUCAGUGCACUCUGUAUCCUCUGGCUUUGCAGCCUGCCCUAGUCUCACCAGGGAUGUCCCCUAGGGUGGUUGGAGGUGCAAGAUGACCGUCACCAUGUGUAGUUGGGUCUGUGUGUGGUGUGAUGGGAUGUGUGCGCAUAUGCCCCAUGUGUGUAUCUGGGUCUGUGUGGAUGUGUGUGCUCACACACAUGCAUUACUUCUCACAAAAAGAAGUUAAACAAACUGAAGAGGAAGGGGGAGGGGACCAUGCCUGUUUGCCUGAGACUUUUCUAGGCUGAGAUAAAGGCAAGUUUGUAGCUCCUUAGCGACCCAGAUUGCCUGGCGACGGGCCUCCGCCACAACCCCAGCUUUGCAGCCUGCACUUCAGUUCUCAUGUUCAGGCCUCACAUCUUCUACAGCACUGUCUGUCCUCCGACCCCUGCGCCCGCACUUAGUCUUUCUGUCCCUACCUCUCAUAGUCAGCUAGGGAUGGGGGUCAGCCACUGCCAAUCCUGCCGUGCCCCGGGAGAAGAGACUCCCUCCCUAAAGCAGGGAACUGCUGGAUGGAAAAAAAGAAAGGUUAGAACAAGACACCCUAGCCCUUGCUCCUGCUCCCCACCUCCUAAAAUGAUUCCCACCCCAGAACUAAUUUAUUUUUUAUUAAAGAUGAUUAUGACAAAUGA